GGUGCAUAUUAGAAAGCCGCUAAAUCAUACACAGAGUCUGAAUUUGGUUCGAUGAUGCAAUCCAUUGACUCAAUGAACCCCCAAGCUGGAGCUUAUCUACUGGAUGUCGGCUUUCACCGUUGGAGUAGAGCGUAUUUUCCAGGACAUUGAUACAACAUUAUGACCACAAAUAUUGCUGAGUCAUUUAAUGCCCUUGUCAGACAUGCACGGGGCCUACCUAUAACCAUGCUCUUGGAGUUUAUUCGUGGUACAAUGCAACGAUGGUUUUACGAGAGGAGAACCCAUGCAAGUGAAUGUCAUAACUUCCUCACCCCUUGGGCGGAAGAUAAGAUCAGUAAUCGUCUUUCAAAGUCUGCGAGUCUGGAUGUUCGACCGAUUACACCUACUCGGUAUCAGGUUGUUGGAUUUGGUGGAUUCAUGGGUAUUGUGGACCUUGGUGACAUGUCUUGCACGUGUAGAAAGUUUCAACUUUCACGUAUUCUGUGCAAGCAUGUCAUUGCCGUUGCACGACAUAUGAGACUGACGAAUGUGCACGCAUGGGUUCAUCCAUUCUUUCGCACCGAUAUUUACCAUGUAAUAUAUCAGAAACCGAUCAAUCCUCUUGGAAAUCAAUGUGAUUGGUUACACUCACUGGAAGACAGAGUUAUAUUGCCCCCCGUCCUCAAUAGUCGUUGUCCAGCUGCCAGCGAUCAACUCAGUUACUUGUUUCACUACAAUGACAACAUUCAAAAAUUGAAAAAGCAAGUUGAGAAGCUGAGGGAUAGCAGAGACAUGGUGCAAAAGAAAAUCGAGUCUGCUGAAAGAAAUGGAGAAAUCAUCUUCACUAUUGUUCGAGACUGGUUAGCUGAAGUUGAUGAUGUUUCUGCAAAAGCUGAAGAGUUUUUGGAACGUGAAAACAAGGCCAACAAGAGGUGCCUCAAAGGGUGGUGCAUUAAUCUCAGCCAACGUUCUCGAUUUAGUCAGGAGGCAAAAAAGCAUACUCAAGCAAUUUCUGAUCAACUUCAAGAACGGGGAAACUUUAAGAGUGUGUCUUGUCCUGCUCCUCCAUCUAGAAUUAUAUCUUCAUCUGAGGUAUUUAAUUCUGGCCCAUUCAAAUCUAGAAAUUCAAUUAAGAAAGAAGUUCUGAAGGCUUUAAUAAAUGCUAACAAUGUCAACAAAAUUGGAAUAUGUGGGAUGGCGGGCAUCGGUAAAACCACACUAGUUGAAGAAAUCAGCCAAUAUGUUAUAGAAGCCAAGCUAUAUGAUGUUGCAGUGAGGGCAAUUGUCUCUCAAACCCCCAGUAUUAUGAAGAUUCAAGGCGAAAUUGCUGACAUAUUAGGCUUUACAUCUCUUCCUACUCAUUCUGAAUUGGCAAGAGCAAGUUCAUUAUGGGAGAGAAUCAAGAAAGAGAAGCAAAUUCUCAUAAUAUUAGACGAUGUUUGGGAAAUAAUUAAAUUGGAUAAGAUCGGUAUUCCUUUUGGGAAUGACCACAGAGGUUGUAAAAUUUUAAUCACUUCUCGACGCAGAGAUGUAUGUAAUGGAAUGGAAUGCCAAAAGAUAUAUACGGUUGAAACUUUAUCUAAACGAGAAUCUUGGGAACUUUUUAGCAAGAAUGCGGGCUCAAUUGUUAAAAAUUUUGAUAUUAACCCAAUUGCAAGAGAGGUAACUACUCAAUUUGGGGGAUUGCCACUUGCAAUUGUGACAAUAGCAAUAGCUUUAAAAGGUCAAGACAAGCAUGUGUGGAGCAAUGUAGCACGACAACUUAAAAUGUCUACCUCUUCGAGCAUCCCAGAAAUGGAGAGAAAUGACUACAAAAUUCCUAUUGAAGAUUUGGUCAGAUAUUGGACAGGCUUGAAGUGGUUUGGAGAUACUAAUGAGGCAAUUGAGGAUGUUAGAAACAAGGUUCAUGCUAUUGUAAGUACCUUAACCUCUUCUUUUCUCUUGAUUAAAGAAGGUAAAAAGUAUGUAAAAAUGCAUGAUGUUAUUUGUGGUUUUGCAAUAGCUAGAGCUCCUAUAUACAACCAUAAAUUCAUGGUAAAUGCUGCAUUGGGACAUAGAGAUACAUUUAAAGAUUUCACAUGUAUCUCAUUGAUGUCAAAUUAUGUUAGAGAGCUACCUUAUGGGUUGGAAUACCCAAAAUUGGAGGCUUUAUUGCUACAGAAAAAUAAAAGUUUUGUUGUCCCUAGUAGACUCUUUGAGAAAAUGGCAAAUCUCAAAGUUUUAAACUUGGGACGAACAUACCUCGAGCCAUUACCUUAUUCACUUUCAUCUCUCUCAAAUCUUAGAACAUUAGAUGUUAGUACUUCCAAGUUGGUUGAUCUAUCUGUAAUUGGAAGGCUAAGUAAUCUUGAGAUUCUUUCCCUUUCUAAUUCUAAAUUUGUUGAGGAGAUCCCUUUAUCCUUUAAUCAAUUAACUAAUCUCAAGUUGUUAGAUUUGAAUAAUAUGAAUUUAAAACUCAUACCUCAUCGUGUUAUAUCCUCUCUUCAAAAGUUAGAGGAGUUGUACAUUAAUCAUUUUGUUAAUUGGCAAUCUAAAAGUGGUAGUGAUGCCAAUCUUGUAGAGUUAGCAGAAUCUAAAAGUGAUAGUAAUGUCAAUCUUGUUGUGUUAGCAGAAUCUAGAAGUGGUCGUAAUGUCGAUCUUAUUGAGUUAGCAGAAUCUAAAGGUGGUAGUAAUGUCAAUCUUGUUGAGUUAGCAGAAUCUAAAAGUGGUAGUAAUAUCGAUCUUGUGGAGUUAGCCAAAUCUAAAAGUGGUAGUAACAUCAAUCUUGUUGAGUUAGCAUAA
Messenger RNA from Mangifera indica (mango), 2760 nucleotides. RefSeq names its product disease resistance protein At4g27190-like. The transcript is spliced from 4 exons. The record is from RefSeq and is a predicted model, not a curated record. Gene Ontology annotation, molecular function: ADP binding; protein binding; zinc ion binding. NCBI's taxonomy places the organism in Eukaryota, Viridiplantae, Streptophyta, Magnoliopsida, Sapindales, Anacardiaceae. The coding region runs from base 160 to 2760 and encodes 866 amino acids.